Molecule: messenger RNA, 1486 nt
Organism: Ochotona princeps (American pika)
Lineage: Eukaryota; Metazoa; Chordata; Mammalia; Lagomorpha; Ochotonidae
Product: synaptonemal complex protein 3-like
Exons: 9
Coding region: 155-832 (225 amino acids)
Biological process (GO): meiotic cell cycle; spermatid development
Cellular component (GO): synaptonemal complex
Source: RefSeq, a predicted model, not a curated record
CUGUCGGGAUGGCAUUGCGCAUGCGCCAUGCCAGCCAAUCACCACGCACGCCACUUAGAGUCCGUGUUGUGGGCGGGAACGGUUUGUGGAGAGCAGUCGCCAUUUUGUUUGCUGUUGCUACGUUCCUCCCAGGAGUCCGUGCACGCAGGGGAGAAUGCAGUCUCCCAAGGAAGUUGAUGGCAAGAAGCGCUUCCGGAAACUUUCGGUGACUCAAAGGGAGGCUUCACAAGGAACAGCAAGAAAGUCACUGCACCAGGAAACUGGUAGCCAUGGGGACAGCCGUCCUUCUGCCGGAGCAGCUGCACAGCAAGUGGGGGAUAGCUCCCAGCAGCUGUGUCAAGGACGCACAGCUGAGAAUCAGUGGGCACUUCCUGCAAAGAGAAGAAGGUGCAAGGUGAAGGCAGAUGCUUCUGGCAAUGCCACCGAGGAGGAACUUGAGCAAAUGUUGAAAGUGCAAAAAGAGCAAUGGCAAAACAUCCGCGAUAGUUACUCUCAGCAGUUUCUGACUUUCUUUGAAGACUGGGACAUGGGCGUGCAGAAAACCAUGGAACAGCAGGAAAGAUUAACUGGGAUGUUUCAUGACCAGCAAAGGCUUUUCCUGCAAGCUAAAGAUCUCCAGCUGGAGACACUGAGUACAGUUAAGGACCUCUAUGACGAAUACCUAAAGGGUGUCAAUGACCUGGAGGUGAGCCAGAAAAAUCUCCUUGCUGAUGGGAAAAGGAAGCUUAAAAACGAAGUUGACAUCUUGAAGAAGAAAAUUAUUGCUGAAACUGAGCAACAGCAAGACUUGGCGAAUAUUCAAAGGGCUCUGCAAGCCAUGCUGCUUUUGUGAAUCUGAAGAAACACUUUCCAACACAAGUUCUAUUAUAAAGUCUAACAUUAGCUGCACUAAUUCAAGUUCUGGCAGAAUUAGGCACUUCUUCUUUGUCGGUUUUUUUGGGGUUCUGUGUGUGUGUGUGUGUGUGUUUGAAAUGCAAGACCCUGUUUCUGUUUGUUCCUAAACAGUAGUGUGAGUAGCAGCAGUGAAGAAAUUAAAAUGUUUAAUGCUUCUGGCUCUUUGCUAGUAAUGGUGAGGUUUUUUUCCUUUCUCCCUGCAGUUAACCUGUAGCAGUGGGGAUGCCUUAGCUUUCAGUUUGACCUCAGUGAACAUUUUUCAGUAUCAGGAAGCAGAGAGCACAGACACCAAAGGGUACACCGUCCAUCCUUAGACAAGCAAAGAAGGGAAACCAAUCUGAACCCUUUGGCAUUUACUCCCUAUGUUACAGAGACAAUUCUAAAGCAUUUGUGGUUUCCCCAGGAGAACCUACUCUAGGGCCUUGGAAGCACAGUUAAAAGCAAGUCACUGUGUGUGUUUCAAAAAGCUAAACGGGCACACAUAAAUAAGACACUUGGACAAGAUAGAUCUCACAUCUGUGCUGAGCCGUGGGUGUGGAUGUGUGGAUGUCGUUUCCACACAGGCUUCAGUGUGUCAUUCAGGAAGUUUUGA